Messenger RNA from Lottia gigantea (owl limpet), 420 nucleotides. RefSeq lists its product as hypothetical. Lineage: Eukaryota; Metazoa; Mollusca; Gastropoda; Lottiidae. The coding region runs from base 1 to 351 and encodes 116 amino acids. The record is from RefSeq and is a predicted model, not a curated record. The transcript has 3 exons.
AUGGCAAUCGUAACUUUAGGGCACAAUGGUAAAAAUCUCUACUACUCUAAAAUGGUUUCCAAUGUGAGUUUAUUUCUGAUGGCUGUAAUAAUUGCCUCGACACAAGCUUCUGAUGGGUUUGAAAGAGAUGAUGGUUUUUAUCGUCAACCAUUUAGAGGAUUCGGUCAGCCAGGCUUCAACCAACCGUUUUUCAACCCCUUAAACCAAGGAUUUUUUGGAGGUGCUGGGAGAUUCUUGGGAGGUGCUCCUGGAUUUUUGGGUGGUGCUCCUGGUUUUGGAGGAAAUCCAUUUUUUGGUGGCAAUCAAUUCUUUGGAAGAGGACGCGGGGGAUUCGAUACCAGAAGAAAAUAAAAAGUUGAACAACACACACAUUCAUUUUAUAAUUUCAUUGUCAUGCUCAAUAAAAUAAUCAUCACUCAA